UCCAAAGAACGUCAUUAAAUUCUCCAAAUUAUUUUCUCGAAUUUAUCGAAAUUUAUAAAUUCGCGGAUACUUCGGCCCCAAAAACCCAAUUGCACACCACUUAUGUGCAUUUCCAAAUAGCCCACGUAAUUUCCGGCUGUCCCUGGACCGGAAGGUCAUCAACUCCUUCGCAAACACUCAGUAAAACCCCCCAAUAACCUUUCCAAACUCUCCUCCGUAUAAAGACUACUGGAAAGAACUGCCUCACCCGCAGUUGAAUUUCCCAUCGUCUGACCUGGAUCCGGUCGCUCUCACCCAACAUCAAAAAUGCAGAUUCCAAAAUUCUUGUACCUGGCUGUCUUCAUCGGUAUAAUCACAGCAGCCCCAGCACCGGACUCGGGGUCAAUAACCUUUCCCGGUGCAUCAUCAGACGACUUUUACGACGAUGGGCCGUCAUCCCGCCACUUGUUUGGCCGGCGAAAGAAGAAGAGGCCGCAUUACAAUCACUUCUUGGGAGGUCAGGGCUGUCGGGGUCACGGCUGCGACGGUGGCUACGGGUGGCAGCGGCCGGGACACGGGGGUUAUUACCCGCAAAAUCAGGUUGGUGGAAGUUCCUUAGCGAUGGCAUCCGCAGGAUCCACAGGACCACUUGGCAAUGCGCCGAGUCAGGCCAAUGCCCAGAGUGCGAGUUUUAAAUUUGGGCCUUAUUCGGCGACUUUCAGCGUCGCACAAGCCUCCUCCGGCGGUGGUGGAGGAUAUGGAGGACCAGAUUAUUUUGAUUACUGAAGUAGCUGAAGGAACCCCUAACUCCACAUUCUCAUCAUCCCUAAUUUAUAUCCCAUCAUCAACACCAUUACUGUCACAAUAAAAUGAUUUAAAGCCCCGAAAAGUCUCA
Diachasmimorpha longicaudata is the source of this 874-nucleotide messenger RNA. RefSeq lists its product as uncharacterized. Bases 307 to 765 code for a protein of 152 amino acids. NCBI's taxonomy places the organism in Eukaryota, Metazoa, Arthropoda, Insecta, Hymenoptera, Braconidae. The transcript is spliced from 4 exons. The record is from RefSeq and is a predicted model, not a curated record.